CCGAGCUGAGCAAACGCAGCCAGCCAUGACUGAAUACUGAUCAAACUUCAAAGUCCAGUGCCCUGAAACGCCGUUGAACGGUACGAGUUACUCUUUGCAGUUUUUUGUCCCCUCUAACCGCCAUUUUUGAAGUUGAUGAAGGAGCGAGACGCCCUCAUCUGUUGCCCGAGUAUUCUCAGGAUAUACCCAAAGAUUCUCUUUUUCCUCUGCCUCUUUCGUUGGGUUCUCAAUUUGAGCAGCAGCUUCCCUGUUAAUUUCUUCUAUUCACCCAGACAUCUCAGAGGGGAAUAGCAAAGGACUGCCAGGCUCCGGUACUCGUUCUGCAUAUUAAUUGAAAGAAGCUUCUGUUUUCCCCCCUUUAGAGAAUAGACUCUCUUUGCUCCAAUUCGCAAACAAUCCCUUGGGAUUCUGCGAUCCCGCUCUGUCUUUCGGCGCCUUUUUGCUGUCCGAGUGAUUGGUCAAACAAUGGCUACGAAUAUGGUCUCACGGGCUUCUUUCAUUCAAUCCAAACCUUCACUCUCCUUCAAAACCGGGCACGGACAUCGUCUCCCUCAGCCCUCUCUGCCAGCAAAUGUGGCUUUUGUGGCCACCAAGGGAAAUGGGUUGGCCGUCAGAUGUUCGGUGGCGGUCCCUGAAGCCGCUUCAAGGUCUGGGGAAUCCAGUAGGAAGGGGACCAAAAACCCUGUCAUUGUUAUUGACAAUUAUGACAGUUUCACUUAUAAUCUUUGCCAGUAUAUGGGAGAGCUGGGAUGCGAAUUCGAGGUUUACCGGAAUGAUGAGUUAACUGUGGAAGAGUUGAAAAGGAAGAAUCCUAGAGGUGUGCUGAUAUCCCCAGGACCAGGAGCCCCCAAGGAUUCUGGAAUAUCUUUGCAGACAGUUUUGGAGCUUGGACCAAUCGUACCCUUGUUUGGUGUGUGUAUGGGGUUACAGUGCAUUGGCGAAGCAUUUGGCGGGAACAUUGUGCGUUCUCCGUUCGGGGUUGUGCACGGGAAAAGUUCGCUGGUGUACUAUGAAGAGAAAGGCAAAGGCUUGUUUACUGGGUUGCCAAACCCUUUCAAAGCUGGUAGAUAUCACAGCCUAGUUAUCGACAGGGAUACGUUCCCGGUAGAUGAACUGGAGAUCACUGCAUGGACUGAGGAUGGGCUGAUCAUGGCUGCCCGUCACAAGAAGUACAAGUAUCUGCAGGGUGUGCAGUUUCAUCCGGAGAGCAUCAUAACCUCAGAAGGCAAGAUCAUCGUUCAGAAUUUUCUCAAGAUGAUAGAGGAGAAGGAAGCCGCUGAGUCAAUGAACAAGGGACACGUUGCUACUGGCCAUAUUGCGAAGUGAAGAAAAGAAUGAAUGCUCUAGUAUUUUAGAAGUUUCUGCUGUUCUAGUUUUUAGUGGACACCUAUUUUGGGUUAUCUUCAAAGUUGUUGUUCUUUUGUUUAAUUUAGAUGAGCAAGACCUGUGUGUUAGAGUGGGUCUGGUUGGUGUUCAAAGCUAAGCUUUGCUCUAGCAAACCAACCAGCCUAAGAAUGAAAAAAGGAAAAGUUACAACAGUUUGAAGCUGCAUACAUCAUAAUUGAGCAGCAGCUGGGGCGUCAAAGCAAUGAAGGGAAGGAGUGGAAAUAAACGGGAAAGUAGUAAUGAUGAACUGGAUUUUGAAACGAACUGGGUUCCAUUUCAGAAUGAACUUGCUGUCAGUGGCAGCUGGUCUGGUGAUGAUAACAUACAAAGAGACUUCCAGCCCCAUGAGUUGCUGCAGUUUUCCUGCCCCAUUCCCUCAACUGAAGCUCGAAAAGCUAUGAUGGCAGAUUGCAGAGAGGUCCAAAAAUGGGUCGAAAGAAAGAAAGUUUCACAUCAUCCCUUUUCCCCCAACCACAUGAAUUUCCUCACGGAAUUAAAUGAAAUGAGAGAGCACCCCUUGGCUUGGUAAUCAAGUUGUGGCAGUUGCAAUGAUGCUGAGUUGUCGUUUGUUUAGCAUGCAGCCAUUCUAUUCUUCUCCAGCUGUGACACACAACACCAGCCAUUUUGUACUGCUCACUUAUUCACCCCGUGGUGAGCAAACAGGGCUCAUGUCAAUGUCAUAUAGUAGGAUGAACUAUUUGUGUUAUGUUUAGUGA
This is a messenger RNA of Linum tenue, 2102 nucleotides long. The record is from the annotation of a GenBank genome assembly. NCBI's taxonomy places the organism in Eukaryota, Viridiplantae, Streptophyta, Magnoliopsida, Malpighiales, Linaceae.